AUGAAUAGAGAAGUAAUCCACCACUGCGUCUGCUGCAAGGAAGCUCCUUCGGUACUUCUUGCCCAAAGCCCCUUUUGCUCUGAAUGCUUUGUAAACCGACUGGAGAAAGUAUUCUUUGCCGAAGUCAGAAAAUCUCUCUCCCAUACAUUUCGAAAGAGAGAGCGAAAAGUGUUAGUUGUUCUGGAUGACAACACUUUGGCAUCGCAGAUACUAAAAAAUCUCACGAAGAAAAGCACAUCUGCGACGAUUAAGUAUCACUACUGCACAUUUACAAAAGAUGAAAAUGCGCCAUGCAAUGGCUACACCUAUAUAGCAUCUAAAGAGAACACGCACAACUCGCGUGUUGAGGCAGCAAAGGAGUAUGCAUUUAACAAUGACUUUAGCUGUAUUUUGUUCAGCCACUACUCUGUAGAAGUGGCCUAUGAAAUAUUAAAAAUGAUAACCAGUGGAAAUGUUGCGCAGUAUAUAGAGGCGUUCAAAGGAGACAAUACAAUAUCAGUUUGCUAUCCAUUCUAUGCUGUCUCUUACAAGUCAAUUGCUUUUUUUGCUCUAUACACUGGAAUACUUGAUAGCCCAGCAUAUAUUAAAAUAAGUGAGAGAAAGGAAAGGGAGUCGCAGGCCCACGGUGUACUAAUUCGCGAUUUGCUAAAGAAUUCUCCUGCGAGUAUUCUAAACCUCAUAAGAAUACAGCAGCGAAUGGAAGAUGCAUAA
Molecule: messenger RNA, 711 nt
Organism: Nematocida ausubeli
Lineage: Eukaryota; Fungi; Microsporidia
Exons: 1
Coding region: 1-711 (236 amino acids)
Source: RefSeq, a predicted model, not a curated record